AUGGACUGGAUGAGGAGGCAGGAUAUCAAGGAGGAGUCACCGGAAACUCCUACUGCCCUGACACCGGAUGAGCCCGACGAGUGUUACUUCGACGAGGACACCUCGAUAGACGAAGGCAUGGGUCUGGACAAUGUGAGCUCGGCGACACUCAGGCCUUUCAACUCGGACAUCAACACACCAAGGAUCGACAGCUAUAGGUUCUCCAUGGCGAAUCUCGAAGAUUCCCAAGAUGUCGAUCUGGAUGCCAUCCUCGGAGAACUAUGCGCCCUCGAACGCCGUUGCGACGGCGACAUCGCCUCUACACCUGCGCCCGAUGCUCAGAGACAGGGUCGACCUAAUAGCACCAGGAUCACUGCUGGCGACAAUACCGAUAUCGGCAAGAACGAAGGAGCACUGCGAACCGAUAGUCCUGACAAUGACAGCGCGUUCUCGGAUACGGUGUCGAUGUUGUCCAGCGAGAGUUCCGCGAGUAGCAGCGGCUCCGGACACAAACCGCCUCAGACCGCUAUGCACACAGCCCCCCAACAACAACCUCAUCAACUUAUGGACGCCGCAAGCAGAGUCAAGGCAGAAAAAAUUCGGCUGGCAUUGGAGAAGAUGCGCGAGGCCAGCGUUCAGAAGUUGUUCAUCAAAGCGUUCACAUUGGACGGCAGUGGGAAAAGUUUGCUCGUUGACGAGGGGAUGACUGUAGCUCACGUGUGUAGGCUCCUCGCCGACAAGAACCACGUGCCAAUGGAUCCAAAGUGGGCUGUGGUUGAGCAUUUACCUGAUCUUUUCAUGGAGAGAGUAUACGAGGAUCACGAGCUGUUGGUAGAAAAUCUUUUACUUUGGACAAGAGACUCGAAGAACAAAUUGCUUUUCGUUGAAAGGCCAGAUAAGACCCAACUCUUCCUUAAUCCAGAAAGAUUCCUCCUUGGUCCAUCCGAUAGGAGUAGUGGAGAAUAUGAUGACCACUCUCGUAACAUUCUCCUGGAGGAAUUUUUCUCCAGCAGCAACGUCGGCGUUCCGGAGGUCGAGGGACCACUGUAUUUAAAGUCAGACAGCAAGAAAGGCUGGAAGAGGUAUCACUUCAUCCUAAGAGCGUCUGGCCUCUACUAUUGGCCAAAGGAGAAGGCUCGUACCGCGCGUGAUCUAGUUUGCCUGGCAACUUUUGACGUGAAUCAAAUCUACUACGGCGUUGGCUGGAAGAAGAAAUAUAAAGCGCCGACGGAUUUCUGCUUUGCCGUGAAGCAUCCCAGGUUGCAACAGCCAAAGUCCACUAAGUACAUCAAGUUCCUUUGCGCGGAGGACAACGCAUCCUUGGAACGGUGGAUGGUUGGGAUCAGAGUAGCUAAAUAUGGCAGACAGUUAAUGGAGAAUUACAGAACUCUCGUCGACGAACUGGCGCAAGAGGAUCUCGAUAUGCUUGCGCACGCGAGAUCGUGUUCUGUCAGCUCGAUCGCCGUACCGCCUCAGAAUCAGACUCAGUACAACACCAGCAACGAUAAUGCUCGGCAAUUUACGGAAAAUUCGAGGCACAGCGUCGAGAAUACCAACACCAGACAGUAUGAUGGUCAAAGGCAAAGUUACAAUUCUGAACAACGACAGAGUUAUAAUAACGAUGGAAGGUUAAGCAGAGCCAGCAGCUCGAGUUCCAGUGGAUGCCUAUCGGACGGAGCGCCAAGCAGUUGUGAGGUGGCUUUUGAGUGUGGCGAAUUUCCAACGGGAACGAUAAAAAGAAAACCCUCGAUGAACCCGAAACUCCCUCUCACAUCGAUCACGAGGCAGUUGAAAGAGGUAGGCGAGACCGUUCGAGAUGAGUCAGAUUCCUGUCCAAGUCCUACGAGUUCAGGAUCCGGUACGUUGACCAGAAGGCAUAGCCGAAGAAGGAGUGGCACCGAUUCAGACGGAUCUGGAACACUAAAAAGAUGGGAAAGAGCCAGCCCCAUGGGAUACAACAGAACCGAGAGUCAGGAAUCGAAAACGCCAACAAGCCCAAUCCCAUCAUGCAUGAUGGAUUCAAUCACUUCGUUACCUCCUCCGCCGUCACCAUCAAGAGUCGCCGAAGAAGGAGAGUCGGAUAACGAACCUCUUCCACCACCUCCACCAGAAAUGUUCCGAUCGAAUCUGUCGCUAGACUCAUUGCCACCACCUCCAGCACCUGGUGAACUCCCAGUGUGCAAUACGUCUGAACUGUCCGGUUCAUCGUUAAGUCUUGCAUCCCUUCCGCCACCACCGAGUCCUCUGGUAGGCGAAACCGGAACAAUCCGGCGUGCAAGGCCUAAACAAUCAACGCCUACGAAUUCCGUGACACCUGAGAACACGCCAACGCACACUCCGUCGAGGCCAUCGAACAACCAGCAGAUGUACAUGAACGCGAACAAUUCGUUACAGAACAACACGACGGUUCAGAACAAUCAAAAUUACACCUUGAACGCGCAGAAUGCACACCACGCGAACAAUACGUCAAACUCGGUGCCCUCGCCACACAGUUCCUACCCAGGAUCCAACGCAAGCACACCAACCUACGCCCCAAGUUCUCCAAACUUCGCUUCACCCCCGCCAUUCGUUGCUCCCCCAGCGUACGGUUCCCAGCCGCAGCAUGGCACCUCGCAGAGCCUGACGAGGCAAAACUCAAAAGUGGAGUCGAUAUACGGGACUCAUUCCCUUCCGCACAACGCGGUCCAACCGAUCAGGCCGAAUCCAAAUAUGGACACAGUGCGACGAAGUGCCAUGAAGCAAACCUCGAGUCAUUACGCAGCUCCACCUUACCUAGCGGAAUUAAAAGCGGCGUCCAGUCCUCAGCCUCAACGUAGGGUAACCAUUCAAGAGCCGCCAACGUCACCAAAGGCAAAAACAGGUACCGGCAAGAAGAUCACCUUCAAUCUACCUCCGCAACAAGAGCCAGGAAGUCCUGCCCUACCGCAAAGAAAACCAAUGCCACCGAGAAGAUCGGACAGUACGAGGCUGACGUCACCCAAAAAGCUUGCUGCGUCCGAUCAGGCUCCACCUGGUGAUUUCUUAAAGGAUCUCCAGAGAGUGAUGAGGAAGAAGUGGCAGGUGGCGCAAAAGUGUAAGCUUGACUCGACGACUACUCCUCAUGAGGUUCUUGGUUUCCGCGAUCCACCGCCUGCCGUGGCUGACUACAGGGAAACAAAUGUUUCGAAUUGGGUCCAAGAACAUUACGGAGCUGACAACCUUUACGAGAACGUUUAUACAACGGACCCUCACGCGCCAGUUGAGUACGCUUCCAGUCCAGCCCGGCAACCAACUGUCAGAUUCGCUGACGAAAAUCGUACCAUCAAUAUCGUAAAUGCCAUCGCGAACAAAAGAAGGCCACCUCCACCACCGCCAAAGAGGGCAGAGACCACACAUUUGACCACUACCAGAGCGAUGCACUGACAAUAGCAGAUAAUUCAGCCCCAUCCCGAAAGGCGAUGGUACUGCUGUCUGUGCAGGUGGUGGAAGGAUUAAGAAAGGGCGAGAGGAAAUUCGCUUUGUUCUGUGAUUUGGUCGCCGUUUCGAGGUCCUAGUAUCGAGUCCACACGUUGAUCGUCCUUUGCGUUAUCGUAUACCGGUUCGAUUGAAGGACGUCCAGGAAAGACAAGGGGGGGGGGGGAGUGGGGUCGAUGAUUAUCCUUGAAGAAACAGUCGGCUUUAUGUUCGCAUACGUCGCCCAGAAGUUUGCAUGGAAUCAGCUUGGCUGGAAAUCCUUUAUCUAUCCAACA
Dufourea novaeangliae is the source of this 3707-nucleotide messenger RNA. Its product is annotated as amyloid beta A4 precursor protein-binding family B member 1-interacting protein-like. The record is from RefSeq and is a predicted model, not a curated record. Lineage: Eukaryota; Metazoa; Arthropoda; Insecta; Hymenoptera; Halictidae. Gene Ontology annotation, biological process: signal transduction.